Aspergillus alliaceus is the source of this 2230-nucleotide messenger RNA. Its product is annotated as putative DNA directed RNA polymerase III subunit Rpc82. Gene Ontology annotation, biological process: DNA-templated transcription. The record is from RefSeq and is a predicted model, not a curated record. The transcript is spliced from 4 exons. Gene Ontology annotation, molecular function: single-stranded DNA binding. Gene Ontology annotation, cellular component: RNA polymerase III complex. NCBI's taxonomy places the organism in Eukaryota, Fungi, Ascomycota, Eurotiomycetes, Eurotiales, Aspergillaceae. Bases 166 to 2127 code for a protein of 653 amino acids.
CGACAGAGAGCGCGCGAGCGGGGGAACAAAUAAAGAUAUUUUAAUCCGCUUUUCACUACUUUUUAGCCAGUGUAUAUCCCUUCCCCCCAUGAAAUUCUCGCGGUGACCGCUGCUUUCUUCUAGAGAAUUGGAAGUUGGUAUAUUCUCUAGAAGACUUGAGCCAACAUGACUUCUCAAUAUGCUGGGGAACUCUGUACACUCCUCGUGGAAGACAAUUUUGGGGAACUUUUCGCGCGCAUCUUCUCAACACUAGUUCGCUACGACCGACUCUCCUUUACUAGGUUGAAGUUCUACUCCCGUCUGUCCAACGCCCAGCUUCGUCAUGGCCUCGCUGCUAUGAUUCAGCAGCAUCUUAUCUAUCACUAUACUUCCUACGAUGAUGGCAUUACGUAUUAUGAACCCAACAUGCAGUCUGCAUACUAUCUUGUCCGAACCGGGAAGAUUCUUGAGUUUAUAGGUCACCGGUUGGGGAAGUAUGCGGCCACUGUCAUGUCGACCAUCAUGUUUCUCGGACAUGCGCAAGUAAGCUAUCUCGAAACGCUUCCAGCCUUAAGACCUGCGAAUCCCGAGGUAAACGGAGCUAGCGAGGCGAGUGAGGAAAAUCAGGAAGCUGUAGAGUAUCAGGAGAAGGAAGCGCACCAAGAAGCUGAAGGGCGUGAGGAAACAGAAGAUCAACAAAAUGGGCUCAAUAGCAACCAUGCUACCUCCGAACACACGGCACUUCUUCAUCCGACUUUAAAAGCUUUAGCAGGACAUGGAUAUAUAUCACGUGUUCGGGAUGCUCAGUUUCAAAGCUAUGCAGAUAAUGCUUUGGAUGCUGAGCGCACAAUCAAGUCAAGGCCCGACAUUAAAGUUCUCAAAGGGAAGAAACUAGAGGACGCGGUGACUGAAGGGACCCUCGAAUUGCUCAAGGAACGUUUGGAUGGGGAUCUGACUCGCGGAUUGAUGUUCAAUGGAGUACCCCGUGGAGCUAAACGAAGACAUGCAACUGGAGCCACUGAUGCGCCUAACAAAAAGGCACGAGCGGAUUACGCCGCUGUUGAUGAGGAUGAUGAGGGAGAAGCAGAGAACGAAUGGUCAGACGAUGAGUUCGACGAAGAUACAGUACCCAUGGAUUCCAGCAUCACUGUACGCAUAAACUAUGAGAAGUUGGAUGUCGCUCUCCGGAAUCGUCGUUUCCUGGAGCUUGCAGAGCAGGGCUCGUCUCCUGUAACUGCCGAAGUUUACGAUUGCCUUCUGCGCCGUAUCGAAUACCAAACAUCAAGGUGCCGGGAUACUACCGAGAUACCCCGUGAAGGAGAGGAAGGCGAACAAUAUUCUGUACCGAUCCCCUUAAGUGCAGUGGUGGAGGAUGUCGACCUGCUGUUAGACCUGGCAGGAUCAGUUGGUCCCAUGGAGAUCUCUCAACCCAUAAACAGACGCGGCAAGCGGCCAUUGGAAGAAAAUGUGAACGGUGUAGGCCAUGAUGGGCCCAACGGGGUGCAAUCGGAUGGAAAUCGUACUUACGAAGUCGACCAGCAUCUCUGCCUUCUAGCUCAACCGCCUUUUAACCUCACAUCCAAACGCAUGGUUUCGGGUCUUAUAACCUGGACUGUAGAGUUCCGCCAUCUGGCGCGCAAACUUCGCCAUCUUGAAUUGGAACGUAUCAUUGAAGCGAGAUAUGGCGAUGUCGCAUUACGAGUUGUCCGUGUUCUCCAUGAUAAGGGGAAACUAGAUGAGAAGCGCCUACAAGAAAUCAGCCUUCUCCCAUUCAAAGACCUACGCCAGGUCCUCGCCAGCAUGCAGACAGGCGGGUUCGUCGACUUACAGGAAGUUCCACGAGACGCACAGCGUCAGCCUUCACGGACCAUUUUCCUCUGGUUCUAUGACCCGGACCGUGUCGGUAAUAGUGUCCUGGAGGACACGUACAAGGCAAUGUCUCGAUGUUUGCAACGCUUGCGGUUCGAGCGGGAUCGGUUGAAGGGGUUCCUCGAGAAAACGGAGCGAAGUGAUGUCAAGGGCAAUGAAGAACGCUAUUUGUCUGAAGCAGAAUUGGCGUUGCUUGAACAAUGGAGAGCCAAGGAGGCGCUCUUGCUGGGAGAAGUAGCCCGGUUGGAUGAAAUGGUGGCCGUGAUGAGAGACUACUGAGGCAAGGAUGCCAUCAUAAGCGAUGAAAUGUAAAAGGCUAUAUAUACAUUGCAUUUGCAUGUGUGCCUAGACGGCUAAAUAGUGAUGACUGUACCAGCUGACC